UAGCAAUAUUAUGAAAGGGCAAGCGCUUAUAAAGAUUAUAAAAUUGCUUUACAAAAUUUACAGUUCCGGGGCAUGGCACAGCGCCACGGUGUGGGCGGUGGUGGGCGGCGCGGCGGCGCUGGCGCUGGCGCUGUUGGCCGGCGUGGCGUGCUGGGCCGCGCGCCGCAAGAACGCGCUCGCUCACAAACUUGGAGGCAAGCGUGGCCCAGACAAGGCGCUGGUGUUCCAGCCUCCCCGCCGUGCUACCGCGGUCCGUUCUCCGGGCUCGGCCACGCAUUACCUGAGGAAGUCUCCGUCGCCCACGGCGCCCACUGCGCCCACGGCCACCUCCCCGCCCAGGCCACAGCCCACGCCCACGCCCACGCCGCAGAACCCGCCAUCCGGAGGCACCAGCCCCCACACACCGACAGCGCCGGAACCGGCCCCGCUCAGCAAGGAGCUCGCCGACGCCAACGCGACCGAGAAGCCAAAGCCGGUAGACAACGAGCCAGCCAACGAGGGCCGCCUUGGAGACCUCCACUUCAAGCUCCGAUAUGAAAACGAGAAGAACGCUCUGGUGGUAUCGGUGGUGUCGUGCCAGGGCCUCCCGGGCAGGGAGCCGGCCGGGCCCGACCCCUACGUCAAGCUGCAGCUGCUCCCGGACAAACAGCAUAAGGUCAAGACCAGGGUGGUCCGCAAGACCCGCUGCCCGGUGUACGACGAGGACUUCACGUUCUACGGCAUCGCGCCGCACCAGCUAGCCGCCAUCACGCUGCACUUCGUCGUCCUCAGCUUUGACAGAUACUCCCGCGAUGAGAUCAUAGGCGAGGUGGUGUCCCCGUUGUCCACGCUGCAGCUGCACAGCGGCGAGGCCAUGGCGCUGUGCCGCGAGAUCCAGCCGCGCAGUCUCAAGAUGCGGUCGGUGGGCCGCGGCGAGGUGCUGGUGUCGCUGUGCUGGCAGCCGGCCGCCGCGCGCCUCACCGUGGUACUGCUCAAGGCGCGCAACCUGCCCAAGAUGGACGUCACCGGACUCGCUGACCCAUACGUGAAAAUGUACCUGCUAUACAACGGCCAACGCAUAGCCAAGAAGAAGACCCACGUCAAGAAGCGCACGCUGAACCCCGUGUUCAACGAGUCCUUCGUGUUCGAGGUGCCCGCCGCGCCAAACGCCACGCUCGACCACGUCUCGCUCGAACUGCUCGUGCUAGACUGGGACAGAGUCACUAAGAACGAGGUGAUCGGUCGGCUGGAGCUCGGCGCCGAGGGCACCGGCAGCGCCCGGCACCACUGGCGCGAGGUGCAGGCGGCGCCGCGCCGCCAGAUCGCCGACUGGCACAAGCUCAAGGAGUGAGCGCCACGCCCAACCCCCACCAACCACUCGCCAGAAACCCACUGCGGACUGCUGGGACAGAGAUAAGUCCACUCUCCCUUUCUUAAUCCUUCAAGGCCCGCUAAUCUA
Messenger RNA from Ostrinia furnacalis (Asian corn borer), 1438 nucleotides. RefSeq names its product Synaptotagmin 4 (gene Syt4). Gene Ontology annotation, molecular function: calcium-dependent phospholipid binding; clathrin binding; phosphatidylserine binding. The coding region runs from base 11 to 1330 and encodes 439 amino acids. The transcript has 10 exons. Gene Ontology annotation, cellular component: synapse; axon; plasma membrane. NCBI's taxonomy places the organism in Eukaryota, Metazoa, Arthropoda, Insecta, Lepidoptera, Crambidae. Gene Ontology annotation, biological process: vesicle fusion; calcium ion-regulated exocytosis of neurotransmitter. The record is from RefSeq and is a predicted model, not a curated record.